AUGGCGCCCAAUGAUGAUGUCAAGCGCGCGACAAGUGUGUUAACAAUCGCACAGAUCAAAUUCAAGCAAGCAAUGAAAAAGACAGAUACCGGAGAUCGUCUUCCAAUCCCAGUCGAAGUUAGCUCGCAGCUCUUCAGCAGCAUAGAUGCUGUUCUUAAGCAGAACACGCGUGUGAACAUCCAGAAAUGCACAGAGUGGAUCGUGAAGCACGUAGCUCCCUCCAAGGCUCGGAUCGCCAUCCUCGGUGACUAUCUCAUCGCUGUCUCCAAGUCCAUUGUUGUAGACCAGAGUGCUCCAGGACCAGCAAAGAAAGCGGCCCGCAACCGGAUGGAUUUGUUGCUGAUUGUCAACGAUGUCCUGCAUACUGACAAGUUCCAUCGUCGCAACACGAUAAAGCAGGGUAUCUUCAGCGACGAAUGCGAGAGCUUUGUUGUUGAUUUGAUCGAACAAGCAGCCGCAUAUAUCACUGAGAGGGCAUCACAGCUAGAGUUGAAACUUAGAGCCAUUAUCAACUACUGGUCUGUCAAUAGGCUCCUCAGUACAGAGAGUCUCAAAACCUGUCGGGAAAAGGCAGAUGAAGCCUUGCUCAUUGCCCAAGGUGGCAUGCCUGUCCGCAAGCGCAAUUACCUCCUGCCAGAGUUCCACGGCGACCGAUAUGCCCCAUGGCACGAUCUCCCCGCAUCAUACAUGCUCGAGCAGAUGAUCAAGUACCCGAAACGCCCAAUCAACCCCUCCAAAAUCCGGGUCAAGAGGCUAGACAAGAAGCCUGUCAGCCCUCACAUUCGCAAUCUGCUCGACAACUUCUUCGAAAAGAUCGAUCUCAAGUACCUGCCAACGGGCGAUAAUCCGACGAGCGAGACGACCAAGUACAAGCUAUCGUUGGACCCCAUGGGUCAGUUGGUCAAGCAGAACAAGGAGACUGGCGAGACAGUGACAGUGGCAAACGGAUAUGGUUGGUCGCCGAAGUUUUGUCAAGAUAUGCAGAAGUUCGGCGUUCCGGAAAACAUCAAGAUUGCGCGAGAAGAUGCUGAGCGUAUGGAGGACAUGGACGAUCUGCCAGUCACGUCGGUGGCGCGUCGUGAUGACCGACAUAGUAGGCCUACUACUUCUUCGUCAGAUUCGGAUUACAGGCGGGAGCGAAUGGGAUACAAUCGUAGUCGAAGUCGUAGUUACUCUCGUCGUUCCUCCGGGUCGUACGACGAUGAUCGCUCGCCUCCACGUCGAAGAUUCCGCGAAGAAAAUCAAGGGCGCCGCAGGGUCUCGCCUUCGCCAUCUUCUAAGCCCACACGUCAAGAGCUUGAGCAGAGAGGACUCGUUGAGUCAGGACGGCAUUCAAGGGCAUACGACAAAGAUGGGUCUCAACUUGCAUCGCAGUAUAAUGGUCCGAACAGGAAUAGCCAGGGCAGCCCGGGUAAUCAUCAGCACCAUGCUCCGCCCAUGCCGACCCAGAACUACGGUCAACCAUAUUCUCAGCCUCCGCAAGCGCCUUUCAACGCGCCGCCGUUUCCGCCGCAGCAUAUGCCCCCGUUCGAUGUCCCACCGCCUCCCCCGCCGCAAUUCCAGGGACCUGGAGGCUUUGUUCCUCCUCCCCCGCCCCCCAACUUCAACGGUGCAUGGGUACCUCCCCCUCCGCCUCCCAAUUUCAACGGCGGAUGGCCUCAUCCUCUUCCUCCAAACAUGAAUAUGCCGCCCUAUGGUCCACAACAGAGUAGCCCGCAUGGAGACCAAUACGGCAACCAAGGUGGUAAUCAAUACGGCAACCAAGGCGGCAACCAGUACGGCAACAAUGGUCAGUAUGGUCAGAAUCGAGGUGGCUACCAAGGGGGACGUGGCCAUGGUGGACAGCGUGGCGGCAACAGAGGCGGUUGGAGGGGAACUGGGCGUGGCGGGCGAUACUAA
This is a messenger RNA of Alternaria burnsii, 1899 nucleotides long. RefSeq lists its product as uncharacterized. Gene Ontology annotation, cellular component: perinuclear region of cytoplasm. The transcript has 2 exons. Bases 1 to 1899 code for a protein of 632 amino acids. Gene Ontology annotation, biological process: intracellular calcium ion homeostasis. Lineage: Eukaryota; Fungi; Ascomycota; Dothideomycetes; Pleosporales; Pleosporaceae. The record is from RefSeq and is a predicted model, not a curated record.